Molecule: messenger RNA, 816 nt
Organism: Acanthosepion pharaonis
Lineage: Eukaryota; Metazoa; Mollusca; Cephalopoda; Sepiida; Sepiidae
Source: the annotation of a GenBank genome assembly
AUGCCCAAUUUUGGAGAGAUCCCUCCGAGGAGGAGGAGGAGCAGUGUUAGUAUUAUAUCGAUCCACCCUGACUUCUUCCUUCUGACGUCUCAGUUCAUAUCUAUCUAUCUAUCUAUCUAUCUAUCUAUCUAUCUCAUUCUGUCCAUAUCUAUCUAUCCCAGUUCAUUAUCUAUCUAUCUAUCUAUCUAUCUAUCUAUCUAUCUAUCUAUCUAUCUCAUUGUGUUCAUAUGUAUCUAUCUCACCCUGUCCAUUGCGCACCGACACCAAAUCGAUCCAUUCCAUCGUUCACAACCGUAUUUUUUUUUAGUGAGAUUCGGGGUAGUCGGCCCCUCUCAACUAACUCUGGCUCAAGCCCCGACCUUUCUUCGUCCUUUUUUUGGAGUUGGGAAAGUUGAUAUCUCAUCCUCUUCUUCACACUCACUCAGCUCUUCCUCCUUUUCGGGAGGUUUCGAGUCAGAACUCCGGAAUUCAUCACUGACGUUCUUUGCUUUUCUUAAAGCUCCACGACGACAUUGGAACGGAGCAACGUCAUCGCAAAGCCCUUUAAGCAACGACGCCGACACAAACUACGAACGAACGCCGCUGGCCGCUACCGUCGGACGUCGCGCUUGUACCUGGACCACAAUGCUUUGUUCGCCGGUGAAAGGUUCUACUGACUGUGGACUUAUUUCCAUCUCUUCUUCUUACUCAGAGCCCUCAUCUGUUUCCAUUUCUUCUGGCCCCACAAGGGUUACUCUCCUUCUUUUUGCUUUUUUGCUCCGUGGUCCUGUCACUUUCCAGCCAUUGAUCUCGGCUAGUUUCAGGUCAUUAGCAUGA